Messenger RNA from Necator americanus (New World hookworm), 1593 nucleotides. RefSeq lists its product as uncharacterized. The transcript is spliced from 13 exons. Gene Ontology annotation, molecular function: RNA helicase activity; ATP binding; RNA binding. Lineage: Eukaryota; Metazoa; Nematoda; Chromadorea; Rhabditida; Ancylostomatidae. Gene Ontology annotation, biological process: mRNA splicing, via spliceosome; mRNA export from nucleus. The record is from RefSeq and is a predicted model, not a curated record. The coding region runs from base 1 to 1593 and encodes 530 amino acids.
AUGUUUAGGACAGCCGUAAGGGUGACAUCUGAUAUCCAGGAGCGGAUCGAAGCGGUUAUCCUAGCGCAGCAGAUCGCAACUUGUAAUGGUUACAUUGCUAAUGUACCUCGUAGGCCAGGUCUUAUUGCGCAGCGAGAUUAUGCCGAGGUGGAUGACUCCAAAAAAACCAAUUUCUGCUUAUCUUUCAUAACCGACUACCAAAGUAAGGCGAUAAGGGCCAGUCUGGUUAGGUGUGGUCUCGAUGACCAAGUUGUGGAAAUACCUCCCACAAAUCUCAAGAAGCAGGUUCUAAAGAAUCCUUGGAUAUCAGUCAUGGAUGACGAGCAGCUCCUCGAUUACGAAGAAGAACAAGAAGAAACUCAUGAGGCUAAGGCUGCUGAGAAUGGUGCUGGUGAUGCGAAGAAGAUAAAGGGCAAUUACGCAUCUAUUCAUAGUAGUGGAUUUCGUGACUUCCUGCUCAAGCCGGAACUUCUACGUGCUAUAAUUGAUUGCGGGUUUGAGCAUCCUUCUGAAGUUCAACACGAGUGCAUUCCUCAAGCUAUAUUGGGAAUGGAUAUUGUUUGUCAAGCGAAAUCUGGUAUGGGUAAAACUGCUGUCUUCGUUUUGGCAACGCUUCAGCAGUUAGAACCAGUUGAUGGGGAAGUUUCUGUGUUAGUAAUGUGCCACACUCGCGAAUUGGCGUUCCAAAUAUCAAAGGAGUAUGAACGCUUUAGCAAGUACUUGUCAGCUAUCAAGGUGGCUGUAUUUUUUGGUGGUAUGCCAAUCAAGAAGGAUGAGGAGUUGCUGCGCACAAAUUGUCCUCAUAUAGUUGUGGGGACACCGGGCCGUACCCUCGCAUUAGCCAGAUCUGGAAAGCUAAAACUUGACAAGAUAAAGUAUUUCGUCCUGGAUGAAUGUGACAAAAUGAUCGGAGAUGCAGAUAUGCGACGUGAUGUGCAGGAGAUUGUGAAGAUGACACCGCAGGAAAAGCAAGUGAUGAUGUUCUCCGCCACUCUUCCGAAGGAGCUGCGCAUCGUCUGCAAGAAGUUUAUGCAAGAUCCAAUGGAGGUGUAUGUAGACGAUGAAGCGAAACUAACUUUGCACGGGCUUCAGCAACAUUAUGUAAAACUCAAGGAGACUGAGAAAAACAGAAAGCUCCUUGAACUCCUUGAUCUACUUGAGUUCAACCAGGUCGUAAUUUUCGUGAAGUCUGUACAACGCUGUGGCGCACUUCACCAGUUGUUAUCCGAGCAAAACUUUCCAUCGAUUGCGAUUCACAGGCAGAUGCCGCAGGAGGAACGCCUCGCUCGUUAUCAAGCUUUUAAAGACUUUCAGAAACGUAUUCUAGUAGCCACUGAUUUGUUUGGACGUGGGAUGGACAUUGAGCGAGUUAAUAUCGUGUUCAACUAUGACAUGCCCGAGGAUUCGGACUCUUACCUUCAUAGAGUUGCACGUGCUGGAAGGUUCGGUACUAAAGGUCUGGCUAUCACCUUUGUGUCAGACGAAGUGGAUGCGAAAACACUAAACAGCGUUCAGGAUAGGUUUGACAUAAGCAUCACAGAACUCCCGGAUACAAUAGAUGUGUCAACUUACAUUGAAGGAAGAACGAACUGA